AUGAAGAGAGCAAUGCUUGAGGUGGUGGCGACAGGGGGCGACAUCAAGAACGCGCCCAGCUACCGCCUGUGCCCCCCGCAGAUCGUUGCUGCGACAACCGUGGCUGCCCUGCAGUGGCUGGGAAGGGAGGACCAUGCAUUCGUGACCUGGGACAGAUAUCAUCAGGUGUACCGCCCCUCCCCACUCGGCUGCGCCGCCCUGGUCAGCGGGUUUCCCCCUGAGCGCUGCAUGGCCAUUCAUGCAGACCUUCAGCGGGCUAGGGAGUGCAUUGUGCUGCCGUCAGACCUGCACCUGACCUUCCUCUGCGUCUCCCCGACAGACGACCUCAUCCCGGACUGGCGGCGCCUCCUGCAGCUCAGAUCCAGCGGCAAGCCCGAGGAGAUGACUGACUCUGAGCGGGUGGGACGCAGAUUUUGGGCUGCCCUGAUCCUGAGGGAUGUCUUGGCAGAGGUGGACCUGCAGGAAAUCUCACGCAAGUUUGGCGCGGCACAGGGUGCUAUCCAGGGUCUGCAGGAGCGGAGCUCGCGCUUUGCGUCCAUGCUGGCUGCCUUUUGCGAGCGCCUGCAGUGGCAGGACCUGGAGAUGCUGGUCUCCAAAUUUCAGGCCAGGGUCCUCCAGGGGGUAAGGCCCGAGCUCCUUGCCCUCACUGAGAUCCCCUUUGUGAGGAAUUACACUGCUCGUAAGCUGUACAGCGCGGGGCUCCGGAGUCCGGAUAGCAUUGCUGCACUGGAGGACGAGACACUGCUCAUAGAAAUCCUCGCUCGCGGCUCCACGGGCAGGUGA
Molecule: messenger RNA, 783 nt
Organism: Auxenochlorella protothecoides
Lineage: Eukaryota; Viridiplantae; Chlorophyta; Trebouxiophyceae; Chlorellales; Chlorellaceae
Product: DNA polymerase theta
Exons: 7
Coding region: 1-783 (260 amino acids)
Biological process (GO): DNA-templated DNA replication; double-strand break repair
Molecular function (GO): DNA-directed DNA polymerase activity
Source: RefSeq, a predicted model, not a curated record